AUGGAUGCUGGGGAUGUUGUGGACGCCGCGGACCCUGUGGACAGCGAACCCGUCUUCCUGAAGGAGACAGCCCAGGAGCCCGAUGAAGGAUGCGAGAUGAUGAGGACCCCCGGGGGUCUUUGCGAGGUGGCCACGCCCUCCGCCGACGCCUGUGCGCUGAAAAAGGGCGAGAUCCGAGCCGCUCCAGACAUGACUCAGUCCUUUGCCAGAGAGAGCCUGCCCUCCUUCAUCAUUUGUAAUGAUGUCAGGACCCAGCUGCAGCCGGACAAGCUGAAGGUGGUCUGGACCCGGAGGAACAGGCGCAUCUGCUCGAAGGGGCGCUUGCCUUGCAGUCGGGCGCCCCCACCCCCUUUAUUUUCAAAGAGCAGAGGGGGCACCCCCCCUCUUCGGCUCCAGCCGUAUAGGCGAGCUCCUGGGGGGACCCCAGAGACGCUCAGCGGGUGUGCUUCUGUGCUUCCAGAGAUCCAGAGGGAGCUGGGCACGCUGGCUGAAGAGGAGGACGACUCCAGCGCCGCCUGUCAGGGGUCAAAGGUCAACGCCGGCGCCCAGGAAAGCGAGUGGGUCCCCACUGUCAAACCGGCCCCCCGCCCUCUGAGCAUCGGCCGCCCCGAAGACCUUCCCCGGCCUCCCCGGGCCGCGGGCAGCAUCAGUAUCGCCAACCAGGGGCCCCACCCGCCCACCGGGACCAGCGCCGGCCCGGGAGGAGAGCCGGCGUCGCCCAAGCCGAGCCCCGCCCCGGAGGAGGGAGGCAAAGUUAAGACGUGGGGCGGAAGAGGGGCAGGAGGGGCCGCCCUGCACAGAGGCCCUGAGAGUGCAGCCUCUAAACCUCAGCCGUCUGGCUCCCCGGUACCAGCCGGGGUAUCGGGCGGCUCGUCCGCACCCCUGCAGCCCGAACCCGGAGUAGCCCCGAAAACGGACCAGCCAGUGGAGUCUCCCCAUCAGGCACCAGCUCCGCAGAGAGUGGACAGAAGGAUCGAAGACGUUCCGGAAAGCCCAGUGACCCCCCAGUCCUCUCCUCCUCCGCUGCUCCAGGCUGCCCCCCCCGGGGAUCCCAGCGAUCCUACCCAGACACCCCCAGCCCGGGACCAGAGGCCCCUGCUGGGGGGGCAGCCGCCAUUGGCCGAAUUAGGCCCGGCUCUGGACGGGGCGGCCAAUCAGAAGGAGGAAGGGGUUGAGCCGGCGCGCGGAUUGGAGGACGGGGAAGAGGGGGCGGGGUUGGAGGCCGGGCAGGAGGAGUUACUUCCUGUGCUGGGCGCCCAGCUUCCUCUCCACCGUGCCCAGGGCCCUGACAAUGUGGCCACAGAGCUUCAGUCAUCUGAUCCAGAAGCAACCAGAGCCCCUGGGGCUCCAUCCACACGGGAGCCCAGAUCAGAGGAGCCCUUGAUGGAAGAGAAGCCGGAGAAGGCUGCCCUCCCAACUCCAGCGCAGAGCAGAGCCGACAGGCAGACGGGAAGGGCAUUGGCCCCUGGGCGCCCACCCUCUCCGGGAUCACAGACUGUCCCCCCCAGAGCCCCCUCCACGACUCCCCAGGAACCCGCAGCUCAUGUCCAGAGCCCCUCUCAGGAAGAGCAGCCCCCACUGGCCCAUGCAGGCCCGGUUCCGGAUGAGAGCACCAAUGGGAAGGAGCUAGGGGAGGGGCCUGUGUCUGGAUUGGACGCCCCGCGGGAGGAGGCGGAGUCAGGGGCGGGGCAGGAGGAGGAGGAGGAGGUGUCCCUGGGCCCAGUGGUGGGCAUCCUGGACCGGGGCCCCGGGAGCACGGCCGCCGCGCCGCAGACGCCCAGCCCGGGGCCGGUCGGCGUUCCCCCUGCCCCGCGACCCAGAUCCGAGGGGGCCCCACCGGAGGCCCCCGCGGCGUCGCCGCCCCGGGACGGAGGGGACGGACCCACGGAUGCUCCCGCUGAAAGCCCGCCGCCCCCCCACCGCCAUCCCUGUCCGCCGCUGCCCUCCGGGGCUCCCCGCGUUGUCGCCCCGGAGCCCACACCCCGGGAUCGGAGCCCUUCCCCGGGGGGAGACCCCGCAGUGCCCGGCACGGUGAUCGGGGGAGCCGGGGGGAAGGAGCCUGUGUCCACACUGGAGGCUGUGGUGGGCCCAGUUGAGGACAGUGGCCCCGAGAGUGUGGCCGCUGUACUGCAGCAGCCUGAACCAGGUGUCGCCGCUGCCCUGUCUGCACAACAGCCUGGAUCGGAGGAAGACCGGAUCAUGGAGGGACCAACGGAGGCUCUCAGGUCAACUCCAGCCCAGGACGAAACAGGAAGGCACACAGCUGCUGUAAACCUCCUGGUGACCGAGCUGUCCCCAACUCCCCUGUCAGUUGGCUUUCUGGCCCCCAAAGUCCCUUUCACUGAUGCCCAGGAGCCCUUAUCCCGGGACCACACCCCCUCCCAGAGGGACGACACGCCAUUGGCCAAAACAGCCCCUGCUGUGGAGGAGGGAGCCAAUGAGAACGGCCUGGAGUUGCAGCAGGUGUCCGGAUUGGAGGCUGUGAUGGAGGAGGCGGGCUCUGCGCCGUGGCCGGAGGAAGUGGGCGCGGCGGAGGCGGUAGUGGGCGCCCAGGUCAAGGGCCCCCAGCCGUCUGGCCCAGGAGCAGCCAGUGUCCCCAGCGGCCCAUCUGCUCAGCCGCCCGGAUCAGAGUCCCAGCGGAUGGCAGAGAAAGCCCCAGAGCCUCCAUCCCCGGAAAGAGAAGGGAAACACCAGGAUGUCGCUCCGGAGCGUCCAGAGACCUCCCACCCCUCGGACUUCUCCCUGCCCCAGCCUGUCCUUCCCAUGACCCCCCGCGGCCCCACCCUCGGACUCUCGGCUGAGGUGCAGGGCCCCUCUGGGGGAGAGAAGACGCUAUUGGCUGCUGAGGGCCCGGUCGUGGACGAGGCAGCCAAUGAGGAGGCUCCGGAGCGGAAGGCCGGGUCUGGAUUGGAGCCCGUGAAGGAGGAGGCGGGCUCCGGAGGGGGGCAGGAGGAAGAGGAGGAGGCAGCAGUGGGCGCCCUGGACGGGGGUUCUAAAAAGUCUCCGGCGGCCCCCGAGGUGCCCAUGCCCGCCCCCCGCCUGAAGAAGAGGCUGAGCGCCUCCCUCUCCGACGGCCGCGCCCCCUCCCCGGCCUCGGUCACCCCCCAGCCCAACGGGCGAGCCCCGGCCAAUGAGAGGGCGGCCCCGGCCCCGGCGGCCAAUGAGCCGGUGGCUCCCAGGCGCUCCAGGAAGAGCCCGCCCACCCCCGUGCUCAGCCAGGAGCAAGGCACUGUGGGAGGCCGGGAGGCAGACAGGAAGGUGGACCCAGCAGAGCCUCCUGAGGUGAGAUGA
Molecule: messenger RNA, 3291 nt
Organism: Lepisosteus oculatus (spotted gar)
Lineage: Eukaryota; Metazoa; Chordata; Actinopteri; Semionotiformes; Lepisosteidae
Source: RefSeq, a predicted model, not a curated record